Salvia splendens (bonfire salvia) is the source of this 786-nucleotide messenger RNA. Its product is annotated as CRAL-TRIO domain-containing protein C589.09, mitochondrial-like. The transcript has 6 exons. Lineage: Eukaryota; Viridiplantae; Streptophyta; Magnoliopsida; Lamiales; Lamiaceae. The record is from RefSeq and is a predicted model, not a curated record. Bases 1 to 540 code for a protein of 179 amino acids.
AUGGAAGACAAUGAAAGUUUGAGUCUGACCGUUUCCAAAUUGACCAAAGCCAUAGAUUUUCGUGUAUCUGAAUUGUCGGAAGAAUCAGUGAAACGUGUUGCAGAAACUGGAAAAGCGCGUCUGCAUGACUAUCUCGAUGUACACAACAGACCAGUGCUAAUAGUGGAAGCAUCCAAGCAUCUACCAGGGGAGUACGAACCUAAUGAAGACGAGAGUCUGUGUGUUUUCUUGAUUGAGAAGGCACUAAGCAAACUCCCCGAGGGGCAGCAACAAGUGGUCAUCUUAAUUGAUCUCCGUGGGUUCCAGACGCAAAACACUGAUCUUAAAUUCUUAACAUUUGUGUUUGACGCGUCCUACUGCUACUACCCGAGGCGAUUGGGUCAAGUCCUCUUCGUAGAUGCUCCUUUCAUAUUCAAGCCAUUUUGGCAGCUAGUUAAGCCUUUGCUCAAAUCAUAUGCCUCUCUUGUGAGAUUUUGCUCCGUGAAAGAGGUUAAAGAAGAGUACUUCACAGCAGACACUAUUCCUACUAGCUUCAGAUAGUGAAGAAGUGAAGCUUGAGAGUUUUCAUUGCUUACACAAACAAAUGGUUUGAAUCAAUCACUUUUAUUGCAAUUUUCCUCUGCUGUCCCUUGAUAUUUCCGAUGUGAUUCGUAAUGAAAUAUUCGGUAGAGGGGAUCUCUAUCCGACUUAUAAAAUCGCGUUUUGAUUUCGUCUAUCUUGUAUAUAUAUUAGGGUAAUGUAAAACUCAUAAACAGAUGAAGGUCUUUUAAUUGUGGAUUGUUGAAA